AUGGGCGGCGGCGGUGGCGGGGGCGGCGGUAGCACCAUUGGCGGCGGCACCCUGGGCCACGGCACCGCGAUGAGCAGCAGCACGGUCGGCAUGGGCCCUCUCCCCGGCACCCUGAUGCACGGCGCCUCUGGCGGCGGCAAUCCUGGCAAUGUCUACGGCAAUGGGAAUGGAAAUAAUGGUGUGGGCGGUCAGAAUACCGCUCCCGGAUCCGUCAUCGAUUCGCGGGCCGUGUCCGUGGUGGUCACGCUGCCCGGCGGACCGGGUGCCCAGCAUCCGGGACAGGCGCUCAGCGACUACGGUCCCAUAUAGUUAAUGGUACGCCCGGACACCGCGCACUGGGUUUCGACCAGCAGUUUUAGCCAGCUGUAGCCGCUCAAGCUGGUCGAUUCACACGCCCGGCCUCUGUCUCACUCGCACUCCUAGGCUCUCUCCCCCACAUCCAUUACCCAUCUCGCUCGCUCUGGGCGGCGGCUUUAGCAAAGGUUUUCCAGCAAUGCCAUAUUAAUUCGAGUAGCCGCAGUUUGUUUAUUGAGUGGAAAGCGCAACAAGAGCCCCUGUUUCUGUUUCCAAUUCCGAUCGCUUUUUGCGGAAUAGGGUUUCAUGAAACUUUCUUUGAAAUUACUAACUUUUUGCUCCAAUUUUGAGAAUUUAGAAAAACAAAAUUGUGUUCUAAAAUUGUAAUCUAAAAAUUUACAAUUAAACUUUUCCAAGAAAUUAUGAAAGCUUGACAAGAAUUUUGGAUUAUCAUAAAAUUUAUAUGUAUUUGUAUUGUGAACAUUUAAUUUUCUAAAUACCAGAUUUGUUUUUUUUUCUUUAAAUUAAAAUUUGUUUCUUAAAAAAUAUAAAAUUUAAAUACUUCUAAAAAUCUUUAGAAUUUAACAAUCCUUAUUCCGCCAAAUUGCUUAUGAGUUAGAAAUCGAAACAGGGUCGUAAAUAACCAUUAGAGAUGUGGUAAGCAACCAAUCUGCAUACAAGAUUCUAGUCCAAAAAAACCUUUGUCUUCAAAAGCAGAUGAGCCAAGAGCUUAGGCGUAGCGAAAGGGGUACUUUCCAAAAAUAAAUAACGAUCGAAUCCAGUUGAACCGCGUUUGUUCCACCUGCCAUUAACUACUUUCCUAUCUAAAUAUUCAUAAUGCCACCUUUUCUGUUGUUAUUCCCUUCCACAAACACUUUCCUCAAUGAAAUAGACUGAGAAACGCAAAACCAAUUAAGUAUCCGCCACGUAGAGCACUCGGGGGUAAAGUAGCGAGCGGAAUCUGCCCACACUGCCAAGUCAGAGCCACGAGCCAUAUUUCGAAAUUACAACUAACUUUUAAUCAAACUAACUACACUAUUAACCUUAACCUAAACAUAAACAUUAAACAUUACGAACGCAUAAAAAAAAAGUAAAUACAAAAAAAGAAACACUUCGAAUGCCCAUAGAAAGUUAGUUGCGAUUUUAGGGUUGUCGCAUUAUCAAAGAGGAGGCAGUCAGUGUUGCCAGAUACCAUUUGUAAAUUAUUUAACCUAACCUAAGGCAUUAUCCAACACUAAGUUUUGUAAAUAUUUUCAAAUCGCGCCUAGUUUGUAAACGUAUCUUUGGUUCAGAGAUGGGAGAAACCCUGAAACUAAAAUAUAAAAGUAAAUAUAAAUAUAGUAACUUGCAUUUCAGCAUCAAAAGCAACUCUGCAUUUAAGCUCAAAAAUUGAAUUUAAUUUUUACAAAAACCCAAAAAAGAAAAAUACUACCAAAACCCUUCUCCCCUUCACCUAACAAAUAAAUGAGUAAAUGAAAAUUGCCAACUUUUGCAGCCGACGCAGGUCAUUUUUUUGCAUUUAUAAAAGAAGCAAAAAUAAAAAUUGUAUAAAGCUAAAACGUUUAUAUAAGAGUAUUAAAUUAAAUGUAACCUUAGUUGUAAACAAAAACAAAAGAAGAUGGCAAGCAAAAGCAAAACGAAAUAUCUAUCAAGCAUAAAAAACUAUUGUAUUUAAAUUUAAUAUUUAUAUUACAUGGUAAAAGCAACAAUUUAACUGUUAGCAUUUCAAACCAAUUCACAUACGAAACAAAACAAGAAUGAAGGGAUGAACUUUAUAUUAUAAAUUAUAUGAUAUAGCAACAACUAUGUGUGUAAUGUUUUUAGCAACUAUAACUAUUUCUAUACACAAAUCGAAAAACAGGCAAAUGCUGUAAUAAAAACAAUAUACAAAAUA
Messenger RNA from Drosophila rhopaloa, 2188 nucleotides. Its product is annotated as glycine-rich cell wall structural protein 2-like. The transcript has a single exon. The record is from RefSeq and is a predicted model, not a curated record. Bases 1 to 309 code for a protein of 102 amino acids. NCBI's taxonomy places the organism in Eukaryota, Metazoa, Arthropoda, Insecta, Diptera, Drosophilidae.